AUGGAUCCAGUCGCCGGAAUGAUCGACCUGGAUGAUGCAGCAAACGAACAGUUAAUAAAGACCAGACGUGGAAAAAAAGAGAACAAACUGCUGCAGUCCAGUGCGUACUCAACCCAAAUCAAUCGAUCAGCAAAUAUCGAUUGGAAGUUACUCAACAUAUUAGUGGAGGACCAAUGUCCCAAUGGUCAAAUUAAGAAGGAAAAAUUCGUUGAAGUCUACGACCAGCUUUAUUCCGAUGGGAAAUCUAGUGAUUUCUGUAGUUUUACGUUUGGGCUGUUUGAUCGUGAGGAUUCUGAAACAAUCGAAUUUCACGAAUUGAUGGUAGCAACAGGAUUGAGACAAUGUCAUGACCUUCAAUUGCGGUAUGGUUUGGCCUUCAGUUUGUUCGAUUCUGAUAACACCAACACCAUGCAUACUUGUGAUGUGAUUCGAGCGAUUAGUGUUCUGUUGGAAGCCAUCGGUCAAACGGAUGGUCAAGGUGAUCAUCAUGCAAAUCGUUCGGCGAAAAAAUUGAUUGAAAGAUACACUGUUAGUGGAAACAACCAAUUGAAACGAGACCAAUUUAUUGAUGGAUGCAAGAAUGAUUCUUCUCCUUGUGGUUUACUUGCUCGCGACGACUGA
Messenger RNA from Adineta ricciae, 621 nucleotides. NCBI's taxonomy places the organism in Eukaryota, Metazoa, Rotifera, Eurotatoria, Adinetida, Adinetidae. The record is from the annotation of a GenBank genome assembly.